Molecule: messenger RNA, 1476 nt
Organism: Striga hermonthica
Lineage: Eukaryota; Viridiplantae; Streptophyta; Magnoliopsida; Lamiales; Orobanchaceae
Source: the annotation of a GenBank genome assembly
AUGAUGUCUGAAGAUGGGUUGUCCUCCAUGAGAGGUUUAAUCCAAGAUCCCAACCCAAACCCUAAUCCAAACCCUACCUCAAAUCCAUCCAACAAGCGCAAACGAAAUCUCCCCGGCACACCAGAUCCGGAGGCGGAGGUUAUCGCGCUGUCCCCAAAAUCACUGAUGGCGACUAACCGCUUCGUUUGCGAAAUCUGCAACAAGGGUUUCCAGAGAGACCAGAAUCUGCAGCUCCACAGGCGCGGCCACAACCUCCCAUGGAAGCUCAAGCAGCGGGCCAACAAGGACCAGGUGCGGAGAAAGGUGUACAUAUGCCCGGAGAAGACGUGCGUCCACCACGACCCGGGUCGGGCCCUUGGCGACCUGACCGGUAUCAAAAAGCACUACAGCAGAAAGCACGGCGAGAAGAAAUGGAAGUGUGAUAAGUGCUCGAAAAAGUACGCCGUGCAGUCCGACUGGAAAGCCCACACCAAGAUAUGUGGGACAAGAGAGUACAAGUGCGACUGCGGGACUCUCUUCUCCAGAAAGGAUAGUUUCAUCACACACCGAGCCUUUUGCGACGCGCUGGCGGAAGAAAGUGCUCGGUUCACGCCUUGUCCCAAUCUCAACUUUAGAAGCAACAAUCUUGUUCAAAACCCUAUGAAUCCCCAGUUCCCAGCAGCAGGCAUGUUGAGGCCCCAACACCUCGACCCGGGCCUGGACCUGCAGAAGCCCAUUUGGAUGGACCAUCAUCAUCUCAACACAAUCGGGCCCAGCUCGGGUGUCAACAACUUCCAGCUGGCUCCAGGCACCACCAAUCUUCCCGACUUGGUCCAAAUCGCUAAUACCCAAAGUAAUCCUCCGUGGUUGAUUCCCGGCAACAAUAUGAAUGAUAAUAAUAAUCAUCACAUCAAUGCAUCAUCAUCAACAUCAUCUUUUAUUCCUCGAGCGUUGAAAGAGGAGGACGAGAAGAAGGGGAAUUUUUCCGAAGCCAUAAGCUCCCUUUACUACAGCAACAACAGCAUUCAGAAUGAAACUAACAACAACAACAAUCCCAUGUCUGCCACAGCACUGCUGCAGAAGGCAGCUCAAAUGGGGUCCACUAGGAGCACUAGCUCGUCCGUUUUCGGGUUCGGGCUCAUGGACUCAUCAUCCGUUUUUCCGGGCCUCAGGAGCUACGGUUCCUCCUUGAAUUUUCAAACCGGAAACAACAACAACAACGAGGUUGAACAGAAUAUCGGCAACUCCGAGAGCUUGGGUCACGGGCCGUUGAUGGGCCCGGUAACCGAGCAUCUGCUAAUGGGGGAGAUGGGUCCCGCCAGUUCGGGAAAGCGGAAAUUUAACAUCGAAGGAGAGAGUAGCAUGACGAGGGAUUUUCUCGGAGUGGGUCGAAAUGAGAAUAGGCAGUUCUUGGAGGACCAAAGCGACGAGCUGGCCAACUUUGCGGGGAUGGGCAUGGGCAUGGACAUGGGCGGGCAGUACAGUACAAACCACUGA